This is a messenger RNA of Artibeus jamaicensis (Jamaican fruit-eating bat), 4743 nucleotides long. RefSeq names its product interleukin 33 (gene IL33). The transcript has 11 exons. The record is from RefSeq and is a predicted model, not a curated record. Bases 471 to 1238 code for a protein of 255 amino acids. Gene Ontology annotation, biological process: positive regulation of cytokine production; positive regulation of inflammatory response. Gene Ontology annotation, molecular function: cytokine activity. Lineage: Eukaryota; Metazoa; Chordata; Mammalia; Chiroptera; Phyllostomidae.
AAAGAGGGAGAGAGGGCAUGUAGGAGCAAAAUUUCUCACAAGAUAUCCUCUUUGCAGCCGUUUGGUUCUCAUCCAAAUGUUGAGUAAUAAAUAGAAGAUGCAAGCCCUGAAUACAGAGCUGCAACUUUUCAGGGGAAAAAUCAAAACGAGAUUACAAGAAAAUAUAAGAAUUUACUUCAGUCAAACACAACAAUCUCGAAGAGAAGCAAGAUCUCAAAUGCUCUGAAGAAUUAGUUUUGCAGUUUCCUUUAUACCUUUGGAAUUAAGGAGGGAACAUAAGGAAGAUUACAUAAAGGCUUUUGAAAGCACACUGGUAGUGUGAUUUCAGACUGCAGCCCCGCGUGGGAGCUGACUUUUCAAGAGAAUAUCAAGUCUCAGAGGAAUAGUCUUCUUUCUACCUAGUGCCAGAGUUAAGACAAACAAACUUCCUAGCAGUCCCCUCCUGCAGAAGCCUGAAAAAAAAGCCUGAAAUGAAGCAUUCAAGCACCAGAAUUUCCCCAGCAAAGGUGAACAACUUAGCAGGAAAAGCCUUGGUAAAAUCUCCCAGGUUGAGAACACCCCAACAGAAGGUCGAAGAAGUUCGCCAGAUGUAUUUUAUGAGGCUACGCUCUGGCCAUAUCAUAGAAUACAGGGGAAAAACCAUCAAAAGGCAUCCACCAAAAACAGCUGGAAAGUACAACAAGCAACAUCUGGUAUUCACUCCCUGUCAGCAGCCCCUUGAAAGGUCUUCAAAGAACAUUGCCUUUGAUGUACGGCCACGUAACAGAAGUUCUUCAGAGGAUUCUUAUUCCCUGAGCACCUACAAUGAUCAAUGUGUUACCUUUGCUUUUGCGGAUGGAAGUUAUGAGAUCUACGUUGAAGAUCUUGGAAAAAAACAAGAAAAAGACAAGGUGUUAUUCCGUUACCACGGCUCACAAUCACCUAUAAGUCCAAGAGGUGAUGAUGUUGAUGGUGAGAGAUUAAUGGUAAGCCUGAGUCCUUCAAAAGACAAAGACUUCUUGCUGCAUGCCAACAACCAGGAGCACUCUGUGGAGCUACAAAAAUGUGAAAAUCCAUUGCCGGACCAGACCUUCUUUUUCCUUCAUACGGAGCCUGGGCCCUCUUCAUGUGUUUCGUUUGAAUGUAAGAGCAAUCCUGGAGUGUUUAUAGGAGUAAAGGAUAAUCAACUCGCUCUAAUUCAAUUAAAGGACCAAAGUGAGCAUUCAAGAAGAGAGAAUAUCAAAUUUAAGCUCUCUUAAAGUUAAUGUGAUGAAAAGCUAUGAAUCCUGGGUUGGGUAGCCCAAAUAGCUACCAUUGAAGAGAUUGUCAAGAAAAAAAGAAAGAGAAGGGGAGAGAGAGAGAGAAUUUAAAGGAAAUACUGCUUAGCAUGCUGUGGAAUGUUUCUCUUAUUAUGUUAAAAAUGCAUACUUUUUGUAAUCCUCAGUUCUGUUUUUAUUCCCCUGUGUAUCACUGCAUAUUUAAUACAAGUCUUGGUAUAUUAAGUAGGGUAUUGGUGAAGGGACCUGAAAAUAUUCUGGAGACAUAUAGACCUUCACUUUUCUCUACAUUCAGCCCAGAGAGAACUUCAUAUUAUAACUGAGACCUCUGGGGAGAAACAAGAGCCUUAGUCCAAGUCUCAUUUUAGACAGAGAUCCAUUUUAAAGAGCUACAUAUGGACAAAAUUUUCUCUGGUUCCAAACAAUGGGCUCGAUUACUAUGCUAGUAAAAACCUAGACUGACUAUUUCACAAACACCAGAUUUGUAGAUGCCCAAAACUUCAGAUGCCUACAUGGCUAAGGAGAUAAUAUAAAUAUGGUAAAAAGGAAAAGAUAAUUUACAAAUUAAGAAAAAUAAAUGCAGUAUUUGUAAAGUGAAUAAUUUCGCCUCUAAUUAUUUCAUUUUUUAAAUUCUAAUUUUUAUAGAUCAAGUUAAUUUAAGUAAGGCAUUCUUAUAUUAGGAAGUGAAAUAAAUUUUAGCACAAAUAUAGAAUUGGAAUCAUUAAAAAUAUCUAACAAACUUAAAACUCUUUUUUUUUUUUUUUCCAGAAAAAGCAUUGAGCCACAACAUAGAUUAGGGCAUCCAAGUAUCAUGGUGGGGGUCAGAAAUCUAAGAUGGGAUACAAGAUUAAUAUUACAAUUUCAAUAACUGGUUAUCCCUUAUGUUUGUGACAUACCAUGUCCUUCUGACCUGGGCUUCCAGAGAUCAGUGAUUUUGCAUAUACUAGUCACCUUGGACACAAUUUUUCUAAUCCUUUCUUCCUACAUGCACAAGUCUUUUUGUUGUCCAGCAUGUCAAUGAUCCUGUUUACUAUGAAAUAUUCAUUUGAUUUAUUUUCUGCCUUCAUUUCUUUUGACCGUGUUCUUGAUACACUUUUGGCAUCCCUGAGCUUCACUCCCAAAUCACCUGACAUCUUAAUGCUAACACCUUUAUUCUGCUUUGUCUACCUGGUGUUAUAAAAUUUUACAUAAAUCUAUUGAUAACAAUAUUUUUAUUAAAUAUCUUUGUGUUUUACUACUAAGGUAGUAAAAUAAUUUAUACUCAACCAUAAUGAUAACAUUUUCAACUACUAAUGAAAUAGUUUUUACUUAUCUUAAGGCCUUAGCAAUUUCUACUGCAAUUUUUCAUAGCUUAACACUGACAAUAAAUGAUAAACAUAAUAGAAUAAUUAUGAAAUAUAACUUUUUCUGAAAUUGUAGGCUUUUUGAUUUCUAAUUUGUUAAGCUCCAUUGGAUAUAAUUGCUGGUGAACAUAAGAUAAACAAAGCUGAGAAUAACCAUAUAGACGCAAACAAGUAUAGAGCAAUAUAUCUUUGUUUCAUUACUUUGUCAAUAAUUUUACUAUAAAGACAAAAAUAAAAACAGAAUUUAUAUCAUCCCUUCUGAGAAACACUAGAUGUUAAUCAUGUGCAUCUGUAUGAAAUACUUAAAAUGAUUAUUAUUAGCCAAAUAUAUAUUAUAUUGCUUGUAUUCUGGAAUAAACUGUAUUUCUCAAGACUAUAUAAGGCCAUAAUGAUUUUAUCAUAAAUGGCUCAAUAUUAUGAAAUUCUUAAGUGAAGGUAAGCAUAUCUCAACCAAUAUUAGUAUCUGGACUAGGUCAUUUGUCUGAGACUUUUGGUGAUUCAAAACUAAGUAAGAUUUGCUCUGCUUCCGCCAAGAUGGAGGCAUAGGUGGAAAUACCUUGUGUCUGCACACAACCAAAUCUAAAAACAAAGUUUUAACAACAAUAAACACAACCAAACCACACAGAAAAUCGACAAUAUGGAGUCCAAAGACAACGAAAUGCUCAGCUAAACCGGUAAAAGGAGCGAAGCCAGCAGCAGAGCGGGUUGGCAAAAAAGAUCCCCAACGGGGUGGUGCUCAAGCAGCAAAAGGCGCUGAUCCCAGGUGUGGGCUAGCUACAGGUGGACAUAGGGAAGAGGCGUGGCUGGCUGGCUGUCUGCGAGAUCAGUUGAGCAUUUGCGUGCAGAUAAACCAGUGAAGAGGCUAGCAUUGAGACCACACGGCACAGGGUGGCUGGCUCGCACAUUUCUGCUCAGAUAAACAGGCAGGCGCAAGCGGUGGGACAAACUGGGCGAGUGGUGGGAUAGACUGGGCGAGCAGAGGACCGCCAUUGCUCCCUCUCCGACCCCACCCCCACAUACAGCAUCACAAACCAGCCACCUGGGUGGCCCCGCCCUGGUAAACAACUAAGGCUCUGCUCCUCAUACUUAAAUGGGCACAAACAGGCCAAAAAUGGCUCAAGAACAACUCAGAGCCCCAGAGAUGAUAAAUCUAAGUGAUGAGGAAAUAGCUAAACUUUCAGAUGCACAGUUCAAAACACAGGUGAUCAGGAUGCUCACGGAACUGGUUGAUUUUAGUCACAAAUUAGAGAAACAUAUCAAAGCUAAACUAAUUGAAAUGAAUGGUAAUGCACAGGAAACCAACAGUAAUGGAAAGGACACUGGGACUCAAAUCAAAGGAGAGGACCAGAAGGAAGGAAAAAAUGACCAAACAGAAAAGAAUGAAGAAACAAGAAUUCAAAAAAAUGAGGAGAAGCUUAGGAACCUCCAGGACAUCUUUAAACAUUCCAACAUCCGAAUUAUAGGGGUACCAUAAGGGGAAGAGGAACAGUCACGAGUGGAAACCUUAUUUGAACAAAUAAUAAAAGAGAACUUCCCUAUUCUGGCAAAGGAAAUAGACUUCCAGGAAAUCCAGGAAGCUCAGAGAGUCCCAAAGAAGUUGGACCCAAGAAGGAACACACCAAGGCACAUCAUCAUUACAUUAGCCAAGAUUAAAAUGAAGGAGAGAAUUCUAGAAGCAGCAAGAGAUAAGGGGACAGUCACCUACAAAGGAGUUCCCAUCAGACUGUCAGCUGAUUUCUCAAAAGAGACCUUACAGGCAAGAAGGGGCUGGAAAGAGGUAUUCCAAGUCAUGAAAAUCAAAGACCUACAACCAAGAUUGCUCUAUCCAGCAAAGUUUUCAUUUAGAAUGGAAGGACAGAUAAAGUGCUUCUCAGAUAAGACCAAGUUCAAGGAGUUCAUCAUCACCAAGCCCUUAUUAUAUGAAAUGUUAAAGGGACUUACCUAAGAAAAAGAAGAUAAAAGAAGAUGAAUAGUGAAAGGACAGCAAACUCACAGUUAUCAACAACCACACCUAAAACAAAAGCAAAUUAAGAGGACAGCUAGAUCAGGAGUGAACCAUAGAAAUGAAGAUCUCAUGGAGGUUAGCAACAGGGGAGUGGGAGGAGGAGAAGGGGGGAGAAGGUACAGAAAAUAAGUAGUAUAGA